This is a messenger RNA of Mus caroli (Ryukyu mouse), 944 nucleotides long. RefSeq names its product annexin-2 receptor. The record is from RefSeq and is a predicted model, not a curated record. NCBI's taxonomy places the organism in Eukaryota, Metazoa, Chordata, Mammalia, Rodentia, Muridae. Gene Ontology annotation, molecular function: signaling receptor activity.
AUACAGACGGGUUUCGAACAUUCGUCCGAUUUCUUUCCUUUGCCGAUUUCAUUCUGAGGUUUGUCCAAAAAACGGAACUUUUCAGCGGGGGGAAUUUCCCAAUUCACCGGACCCCGCCCUCCUGGAAGACUACAAAUACCCAGCGCAAGGAACCUACAGAAGACUCUUCUGCCUGCACUGGUGCACGUGCUGCUGUCCCCUGGAUUCACGUGCUUCUCCAGGGAUGGAGUCGAAUUUCUGGUCAGUGCAAGUGAAGCGAGCCUGGGAUUCCGUCCCUCAGGUGCAAGAGGCCCAGCCUCCUCUGCUCCCCAGUUUUUCAGAAGACCACGGUCCCUGGCCACUUUCUUUCUAUCCGGUCCUUGGCGCGAUCUCUUCCGACGUUGGCGGUGACUACCAGGAACAACCACUUCCAGUUUGGAUGAAUGACUUCGCGGGAAUUUACCCCAGGACCGACUCUUGCAGGGUUCAGAGCACCUCGGAGCCCAGCAUUCCUGACUCUGUGAGCGCCAUCCACGAGGAGCAGCCAGAGAAACCCACCACUCUGGGAACCUGGGAGGAUGUGGCAGAAGAAUCAUUCAGAGUGGCAAUGCAGCCCUGGUCCUGUUCCAGAGCGUCCCACCGUGGCAACGACGCAAAGGACACCGAGUCCUGCAGCGGGAGUAGUUCCACAGAGUGUGAGCAACCAUCAGGGAGUGGAGAAGUAGACUCUGGACUUUGCCAAGAUGCCUGGAGAGCAUUCGUUGCCUGCCUGUUCUGUGGCUUGUUGCAGCCAGACAGUGGCAGCAGUGAGCCUUAGAGAGCAGCAGGUGCUCUUUUGGCGUUUUAGAGUGAAGUCCUUGUCAAGAGGAUCACUUUACCCAAACCAGUUAAUUCCUCGCAGCCUGCUUCGUUCCGUGCAGAGCCGCCCCCGCCCCCUGCUUCCACAGUAAAUAAACAGUAGUUUG